AGAAAUUGUAUUUCAAUCAUAAAUCGUAUUUUACAUAAAUAAUAAACUUAUAUCAAGAUUUUGGCUAUUAAAUAUGUCUAAGAGGCCCACAGGUUCAAUUUUUUCUAGCGCUAAACAACGUUAUACCACAUUCUCUUCAAUAAAUGAACCGCAGAUAUCCGCUUUAGAAAGUCGACGCACUGUAAUAUAUUCUCAAGGUCUUAUUAAACCUGAAGAUCGUGGCACGAUUGAAAGUAUAGACAGUGUACCCAUUACAGUUAAAACUUGCCAACAAUCUAAAGAUUUCGUGGCUCCCUGCAAAGAGCUUAAUAUACCAAAUGACAAACUACCAUAUCAAGAGUAUGAAAUAGAGACGGCCCAAAAAUGGUUGACAUUGAAGGGAAAAAAUGGUAAAUUGCACAAGUUUCCUUUAAAGACAAUAUUGCCCAAGGUGCAAAUGACAAAACAUGUGCCAGCCAAGCAUUUGCCACGCGAUGUGGAAGUUGAUAGAAGAAGGAGAAUUUACAAUAAGAUUGAUAUAGUAAGGGAAUUGGAAAAGGCAGAUUUAAAUGAACAGGAGCUUAUGCCCACAGAGGAGCAGUAUAAUAUAUUGUCCGAGAAUGCCUUUAAACAUUUUUUACCCUUGAGCUUUUUUGACGAUUCGAAUUAUGAUUGCCAUUCUCCUGAGACCUGGUUAAAAUUGGGAGAAGUCGAGUCGGGGGAACGUUAUCCCUUGCCCGCUAAGGCAUAUUUGCCUGUCAAUCAAAGUUUAAUAAAAUACGAGUGGCAAAAUGCUGCCAUAACUGCCUAUGACGCUUCAAGAGAUAAAUGGACAGCCAUGGUAUUGAUAGAUGAAUUUGUAUACGAAGUACCCAAAAUACAAAUUAUGUUUAUGGCUGAAAAUCCGUUUAAUUUUGUGGAGCGUUUAAAGCAGGCGGUUAAAAUUCGCAACAAUGCUGAGACAUUACUAAUGAUGGAAUCCUUAGUGGAUUGUGUUUUAUGGCAGGAUAUAGAAGCAAAUCAUUUUUAUCCCCAUAAAGUGGUGGAUAAGUUAAUGAAAAAUGUUCAAACCGAUGAGAAAUUCUAUGAGCAAUUACGUAUUGAGAUAUAUUUGGUAUACGAACAUUUAAUGACCUGUUAUGAAUUUGAAAAGUUUGUUAAACUUUUACCUCAAGAAUUUCCCAAUUUUAAAGCAGAGAUUUUAAGAAAUUCCCUGCCCAAGGCAUUUCCCUCUAGGAAAAGUGAAGAGGAACGAAAGAUUUUAAAAGCUCUUAAAAUAGAAUUAUUAGAAACAAAAAACAAGCUGUUGAAUUAUACUCUGUUCUAUACUGCGAAAGGUAUUGAGGCCAUGUUAAAUGUGGCCUCAGAAUGUCAAUAUAUAGAAACCUUGUCUAUAUUUAUGUGUAAUUUUGCUAAACCUUUACCUUUAGCGGACUUUCUUAAAUCCCAGCAGAAACAAAGUACCAAUAUAAGCAAUUACUUAAAAUCAAGCUGGCCUUCAAAAAUUUCCAACGGUAUAAUUAUUGUUUUAAGAGCUCUCGGCAAAGGUUGGCUGGAUAUUAGCCUAGAUAAUUGGAAAGUCUAUGAAAUGUGUAAAAUUUCCCGCUUCAUAUUACAAGUUAAAUUUCGCAUGCAAGAAUCUAUGCAAGUGUUAUUGGAAAAAUCUAUAGAUAAUUUUACCAGUUUCUUGGCAGAUCCUUGUCGUCAAUUUCUGCUCUUAGAUUCGCAAUAUCAAUGGUCGUCCGAUUUUAUAAAUACAGAAUUUCCCCAUAAUAAGCCCAUUUUUUCUAUGGUUUUAUCGAUAAACGAAGAGGAAGAAGUUAUCUACUCAACAAAACCCGAAGAAUAUGCUGCGGCGCUUAAAGAUUUAUUUAAAACGGGUUUAGAGAAGACCAGUGGUGUAAGACAAAUCGAUGCUGAAUGUUUAUCAAAUCUAAGGUUUGCUACUGAUUUAUAUAUACUAACAGUAGAACUAAUAGAAGAGUUUUAUGUAAAGUGCAAUCAACUAUUACAAGAUUGUUAUAUAAAGGCUGUAUAUCCCUUGAGAUCAUAUGCCCACAAAUAUGAUCGUUUUAUAGAAUUCUAUCUUUUGAAUGUAGCCAACUAUAUGGCUCAAUAUAAAGCGGCCAAAAAACCUUCUAUGCAGGUAAAGGCCGAUAUAUUGGAACACAAACGUUGCAAAGAAGAAAUGCGCCUAAUACUACCAGCCUCUAUUAUCAUAGGACCCUUUUUAGUUAACGUAGAGCCCAUGAAACAGUACAUGAUUAAGAAACGCAUAGAAAUUGUUAAAAAACUGUUCGAAUACUAUGUCAAUCGUAUGUUCGAUACAAAUGAAAGUUUAUUGGACCGUUGCCUGGAAAUGUAUCAAAAGAUUAACGAACGUCCUCAGAGUAUAGAACAUUUAUAUAAUAUCAGAGAUUUUGCAUUGUCUGUGCCCGAUUUAGUGGACCAUCUCAGAGCUGAUAUACAAAUAAUGUGGAUUGAAUAUGAUAUGUUGGAUAGUUUCUUCUAUAAUUUACCCGAUCAUCAGUUUGCCAUGAAAUGGGAGGUCUAUGCCUGGCCGAAAAAUAUUCUCGAUCGUUUGAGUACCUUAAGGGAUGAGCAAAAGCUGGAUAUAGAAGAUUUCAAGAGAUUACAUUUGAGUGAGUGCAUUGGAUUUGAAGAACGUUUGGAAUCGUUGAAUGAUGAAAUUCAGCAAUUUUCUUUGCAAUUUAAUCCUCAGAAAGUAACGGAAAUCGCAGUGGAGAUCAAAAAAACCUGGAAAAUAAUACAAGACUUGCAGAAACUGGGCGAAACUUUAUGCUAUCGCCAACAACUCUUCGAAUUGGAUGAACUUUCCCUAGAAUUUCUCAAUAGCAUCAUUGAGGGAUUUCUACCAUAUAAAAAUCUUUGGUAUGCUUGCCAAGAUAUAGUAAAACUCGAGGAAGCCACUCUGGGUAAUCCGCUUGUUAAUAUAGAACUCGAUGAUGUUUGGCAUUCCUUGGAAACCAUACGUAACUCUCUAAACGUUUCUUUGGAAGUUUUCGGAGAAAAACCCGAAAUACAAGAAGUGGCCCGUUAUUUUCUAAAUACUCUCGAUGAUUUUAUGCCGAAAUAUAAUGCUAUUAAAGAUUUAAAGAAUGAAAAUUGGCUAUUUCUACAUUGGCAAGAGUUGGCUACACGUUCUGGCAUAGAUAUCAAAUAUUCCAUGGCCAUGAAUUUCCAGUAUUGCAUGCGCAAGGGUAUAAUGGACCAUUUGGAUUUAGUGCACGAGAUCUCGGAAAAGGCAACAAAUGAAGCAGAUGCUAUACGCAAAGCCUUUGAGGAUGAGGAAAGACGUAAGGAGGAGGAGAGAUUAGCAUUGCUGAUGCAUAAAGCUAUGCGAAAAUGUCGCAUGGAUAUUUGUUAA
Calliphora vicina (urban bluebottle blowfly) is the source of this 3367-nucleotide messenger RNA. RefSeq names its product sterile affecting ciliogenesis (gene sac). Lineage: Eukaryota; Metazoa; Arthropoda; Insecta; Diptera; Calliphoridae. Gene Ontology annotation, molecular function: dynein light intermediate chain binding; dynein intermediate chain binding; minus-end-directed microtubule motor activity. The record is from RefSeq and is a predicted model, not a curated record. The transcript has 2 exons. Gene Ontology annotation, cellular component: dynein complex. Gene Ontology annotation, biological process: microtubule-based movement. Bases 74 to 3367 code for a protein of 1097 amino acids.